Messenger RNA from Nematocida ausubeli, 789 nucleotides. RefSeq lists its product as uncharacterized. The coding region runs from base 1 to 789 and encodes 262 amino acids. The record is from RefSeq and is a predicted model, not a curated record. The transcript has a single exon. Gene Ontology annotation, biological process: vesicle-mediated transport. NCBI's taxonomy places the organism in Eukaryota, Fungi, Microsporidia. Gene Ontology annotation, cellular component: membrane.
AUGGAUGGCGCGGGUAGCGAAAAAUUUAACAGAUUCCUUGACACAGUCCAGGAAAUAAAUAAUGGGAUAGAGGAGGCAGGCAGAAUAUACAUUGAGUACACUGCAGCACACGACUAUCUUGUGAGCAGAGGAGCCGAGUACAAGCAGCUAGUCAAAGAGCAAGCGGAAAUCACAGAAGCAUUUAACACGCAAGUGCUUGAUGUGACAAAGCAGAUAGAGCAGCUAUUGGAAAAGUCAAAGAGCUCACUCACCAAUCAGAAGCAGCACCAUAUUGAGGGGCUGACAGAAAGAACCAACAGAAUAAUCAAAGCAUUCUCAGCUGAAAAGCUGAAAAGACUCAGCAAAGAGCACGAACGGCUGAGGGAGCAGUAUUUAAUCGCAAAUCCAGAAGCAACCUCAGAAGAACUCGAGAAAAUAGCAAGCGGCCCAGCAGGAAAAGAGCUAAUAAAGAAUACCUUUGGCUCAAGUGACAGAAAAGCCAUGCAGAUCGAAGAUGCUCUGGAGAAGAACAAAAAUAUCACAAAACUACUUGAAGACAUAAAAGAGCUAGAAAUUCUAUCCCGGCAGCUGCAAAACACUCUUACAAUAUCAGGCACCUACCUAAAGCCAAUCCAAAACGCAUCCUAUCUCUCUAUAAAAAGAACUGAAGGUCUCAACCAAAACAUAGAAAGUAUGACAGUAAAAAGAAGAAGACGAAAGGGUCUCAAAUUGCUUAGCCUGUUGCUACUUUUUACCAUUGGGCUAAUUGUAGUUGGGUAUACCACAAAGAUAUUCAAGUUAUUUAAAUAA